CGCACUGCACAGGUCACCGGCUGCUGCGGGCGGCUCCUCACUUCCCUUAGCGCUGGCCCGGGAGAAGGAAAGAUGGUGCUGGAUCUGGAUUUGUUCCGGGUAGAUAAAGGAGGGGACCCAGCCCUCAUCCGUGAGACCCAGGAGAAGCGUUUCAAAGACCCAGGGCUAGUGGAUCAGUUGGUGGAGGCAGACGGCAAGUGGCGACGAUGCAGAUUUCGAGCAGACAACUUGAACAAGCUGAAGAACUUAUGUAGCAAGACAAUCGGAGAGAAAAUGAAGAGAAAAGAGCCAGUUGGAGAUGAUGAGUCCAUUCCAGAGAAUGCCUUAAAUCUCGAUGACCUCGCUGCAGACACAUUAGCUAACUUGAAAGUCUCACAAAUCAAAAAAGUCCGGCUCCUCAUCGAUGAAGCCAUCCUGAAAUGCGAUGCCGAGCGGAUACAGCUGGAAGCUGAGCGGUUUGAGAACCUCCGGGAGAUUGGGAACCUCCUGCACCCCUCAGUGCCCAUCAGCAAUGAUGAGGAUGCAGACAACAAAGUAGAGAGGAUUUGGGGCGAUUGUACAGUCAGAAAGAAGUAUUCUCAUGUGGACCUGGUGGUGAUGGUAGAUGGCUUUGAAGGUGAAAAGGGGGCCGUGGUAGCUGGGAGUCGAGGAUACUUUCUGAAGGGGGUUCUGGUAUUCCUGGAACAGGCACUCAUCCAGUAUGCCCUUCGAACCUUGGGAAGUCGGGGCUAUACUCCCAUUUACACCCCGUUUUUCAUGAGGAAGGAGGUCAUGCAGGAGGUUGCACAGCUCAGCCAGUUUGAUGAAGAGCUUUAUAAGGUGAUUGGCAAAGGCAGUGAGAAGUCUGAUGACAGCUCCUAUGAUGAAAAAUACCUGAUUGCCACGUCGGAGCAACCCAUUGCUGCCCUGCACCGGGAUGAGUGGCUUCGGCCAGAGGACUUGCCCAUCAAGUAUGCCGGCCUGUCCACCUGCUUUCGCCAGGAGGUGGGCUCUCAUGGCCGUGAUACCCGGGGCAUCUUUCGGGUCCACCAGUUUGAGAAGAUUGAACAGUUUGUGUACUCAUCACCACACGACAAUAAGUCAUGGGAGAUGUUUGAAGAGAUGAUUUCUACUGCCGAGGAGUUCUACCAGUCUCUGGGGAUCCCUUACCACAUUGUGAAUAUUGUCUCAGGUUCUUUGAAUCAUGCUGCCAGUAAGAAGCUUGACCUGGAGGCCUGGUUUCCGGGCUCCGGAGCCUUCCGUGAGUUAGUCUCCUGUUCGAACUGCACAGACUACCAGGCUCGCCGCCUGCGAAUCCGAUAUGGGCAAACCAAGAAGAUGAUGGACAAGGUAGAGUUUGUGCACAUGCUCAAUGCGACUAUGUGUGCCACUACACGCACCAUCUGUGCCAUCCUGGAGAACUACCAGACAGAGAAGGGCAUCAUCGUGCCCGAGAAGUUGAAGGAGUUUAUGCCUCCAGGUCUCCAAGAACUGAUCCCGUUUGUGAAGCCUGCACCCAUCGACCAGGAGCCAUCAAAGAAACAGAAGAAACAGCAUGAGGGCAGCAAGAAGAAAGGGGCGACAAGAGAUAGCGCUCUGGAAAGCCAGCUGCGGAGCAUGGAGGUCACCGAUUCCUGAAGAGUCUUUCCAGCCUGGCAAGCUUUCAUCCUGUCAGUGGGAUCUCAGUGCUUGUCCACAGGCAGGGAAGCCAGGGGUUCAUUCAUCAUCCACCCCCUCUGACUGUUAGCUAAAGGGGGGAGUGUCUGCCAUAUAUAAUGCCAUGUUCCCAUCUCUCCGCAUGGGCAUAGGAGCCAAUCACUGAUGACUGAUGCAGCCAUGUAAUAAAGUAUCUCUGGGGAAAGCUA
Messenger RNA from Erinaceus europaeus (western European hedgehog), 1844 nucleotides. It is a transcript of the gene SARS1, whose product is annotated as seryl-tRNA synthetase 1. Gene Ontology annotation, molecular function: tRNA binding; ATP binding; serine-tRNA ligase activity. Gene Ontology annotation, biological process: seryl-tRNA aminoacylation. Gene Ontology annotation, cellular component: cytosol. Bases 73 to 1617 code for a protein of 514 amino acids. The record is from RefSeq and is a predicted model, not a curated record. NCBI's taxonomy places the organism in Eukaryota, Metazoa, Chordata, Mammalia, Eulipotyphla, Erinaceidae. The transcript is spliced from 11 exons.